Molecule: messenger RNA, 3389 nt
Organism: Mesocricetus auratus (golden hamster)
Lineage: Eukaryota; Metazoa; Chordata; Mammalia; Rodentia; Cricetidae
Product: tetratricopeptide repeat protein 30A2
Exons: 1
Coding region: 23-2017 (664 amino acids)
Biological process (GO): intraciliary transport
Cellular component (GO): intraciliary transport particle B; axonemal microtubule
Molecular function (GO): intraciliary transport particle B binding; protein binding
Source: RefSeq, a predicted model, not a curated record
ACACUCACCAGUCUUGGCAGUUAUGGCGGGUCUGAGCGGCUCACAGAUCCCCGACGGUGAGUUCACUGCGGUGGUGUACCGGCUCAUCCGCGACUCCCGCUACUCAGAGGCGGUGCAGCUGCUGGGCGCCGAGCUGCAGCGGAGUCCCCGGAGCCGCGCCGGGCUGUCCCUCCUGGCCUACUGCUACUACCACCUGCAGGAGUUCGAGCUCGCUGCAGAGUGCUAUGAGCAACUGAGCCAGAUGCACCCGGAGCUCGAGCAGUACCGCCUGUACCAGGCCCAGGCACUGUACAAGGCCUGCCUGUAUCCAGAGGCCACGCGGGUCGCCUUCCUUCUGGACAACCCCACCUAUUAUAGCCGGGUCCUUCGUCUCCAAGCUGCUAUCAAGUACAGUGAGGGCGACCUGCCAGGAGCCAGGAGCCUGGUGGAGCAGCUGCUGAGUGGGGAAGCUGGAGAAGACAGUGGAGGGGAGAAUGACCCAGAUGGUCUGGUCAACAUGGGUUGUCUGCUCUACAAGGAGGGACACUAUGAAGCUGCCUGUUCCAAGUUCUUUGCAGCCCUGCAGGCUUCUGGCUACCAGCCUGAUGUAUCUUACAACCUGGCUUUAGCUUGUUAUAGCAACAGGCACUAUGCCCCUGCUCUAAAGCAUAUCGCCAAUAUCAUUGAGCGUGGCAUCCGUCAACACCCAGAGCUAGGUGUGGGCAUGACCACUGAAGGCAUUGAUGUUCGCAGUGUGGGCAACACCGUAGUCCUUCACCAGACUGCUCUGGUUGAAGCCUUCAACCUCAAGGCAGCCAUAGAGUACCAACUGAGAAACUAUGAGGCAGCUCAGGAAGCCCUCACUGACAUGCCACCCAGGGCAGAGGAAGAGUUGGACCCUGUGACCCUGCACAACCAGGCUCUGAUGAACAUGGAUGCCAGGCCUACAGAGGGCUUUGAAAAGCUCCAGUUCCUGCUCCAGCAGAACCCCUUUCCCCCAGAGACCUUUGGCAACCUGUUGCUGCUCUACUGUAAAUAUGAGUAUUUUGACCUGGCAGCUGAUGUCCUGGCAGAAAAUGCCCACUUGACCUACAAGUUCCUCACACCCUAUCUCUAUGACUUCUUGGAUGCCAUGAUCACUUGCCAGACAGCUCCUGAAGAGGCUUUCAUAAAGCUUGAUGGGCUGGCAGGCAUGCUGACUGAGCAGCUCAGGAGACUCACUAAGCAAGUACAAGAAGCAAGACACAACAGGGAUGAUGAAGUUGUCAUAAAGGCUGUGAAUGAAUAUGAUGAAACUCUUGAGAAGUAUAUCCCUGUACUGAUGGCCCAGGCAAAAAUCUACUGGAAUCUUGAAAACUACCCCAUGGUGGAGAAGAUCUUCCGCAAAUCUGUGGAAUUCUGUAAUGACCAUGAUGUGUGGAAGCUGAACGUGGCCCAUGUUCUCUUCAUGCAGGAGAACAAAUACAAGGAGGCCAUUGGCUUCUAUGAGCCCAUCGUCAAGAAGAACUAUGAUAACAUCCUGAGUGUCAGCGCUAUUGUGUUAGCCAACCUCUGUGUGUCCUACAUCAUGACAAGUCAAAACGAGGAAGCUGAGGAGCUGAUGAGGAAGAUUGAAAAGGAGGAGGAACAGCUCUCCUAUGGCGACCCAGACAAGAAAAUCUACCACCUUUGCAUUGUGAAUCUGGUGAUAGGAACACUUUACUGUGCCAAAGGAAACUAUGACUUUGGCAUCUCUCGGGUUAUCAAGAGCCUGGAGCCUUACCAUAAGAAGCUAGGAACUGACACGUGGUAUUAUGCCAAAAGAUGCUUCCUGUCCUUGCUAGAAAACAUGUCAAAGCAUACAAUCAUGCUGAGGGACACUGUCAUUGAAGAAUGUGUGCAGUUCCUAGAGCACUGUGAAAUUUUUGGCAGGAACAUCCCUGCUGUCAUAGAGCAGCCCUUGGAGGAAGAGAGGAUGCACACUGGGAAGAAUACAGUCACCUAUGAGUCCAGACAGUUGAAAGCUCUGAUUUAUGAGAUCAUAGGGUGGAACAUGUAGUUACUUUUGAAAAGGUCAUUAGACUUUAUUUCAAAUCUGUAUUUUACUUUUUGUUUUCCUCUGCAUUUUUAUGCUUAUUUCAGUUUUGACUCUUUUAAAGCUAUAACAGAACAGUCUUUGCGCCCUUGUAACCACUGUGAUAUAGGCUCCCUAUUUUCUUACUAUGAGCCAUAGUCCACAUUGCUGCCACAACAUCCCUACUGAGGCAGAAACCUUCACAGCACUUAGUGUUUCGACUUUGGGCUGGAAAGGGGUCUUAGCCUUUGUCAGUUACUAGUGUACAGUGUAGUGAGACUACCAUGUAGACCUAGUAGCUGGGCCACAGCAAACCUCUCUUCAUCAGCAGAGAAACAGAAGGCAGAGUGUUCUCUUGGUACAUUAUGCUGCCCAAUAAAUCGAAUUCUUAGCCAUUUGCCUCCAGGUUUUUUGUUUCUUGGUUGAUUUGUGUGUUGGUUGGUCUUGUUUGGGGCCUUUCUGUUAACUGUUGUUUGAGUUCAUUCACUUUCUGGACCCCAAUAAAAAUCAAAGUCUAGUUUGGACCAAGUCUAAGUCUUUUUGAAAGUACAAGUACUAACAGAAUCAUUAUCUUAGGUUCUUUUCUGGUUAUUUUUAGCCAGUGGCUUCAUUUUUCUUUCAUGAUGUGCUUGGUUAGUUAGUUAUUAUGUUUUGCAAUCAACAUUUCAUUUCUUUACAAGUACUAAGUGUGGAAGUUUUUUUUAAAAGUGUGUGUGUAGGCAUGUGGGUGCCAUGGUGUAUUUGUAGAAGUCAGAACAACUUUUGGGAGGUUUCCCCUUUCUGCCAUGAGUCUUGUAGAUUGAACUCAAGUCAUCAGACUUACCCAGCAAGCACUUUUACCCACUGAGCCCUUUGGAAGCUCAGGUUUAGAAGCUUUGCAAAGUUUUUAGUUUAGAGAGAAGUGUUGAACUGAAAAUGAAAACAUUUGCAGACUUUCUGCACUCUGUGGGUCUUAAACAAUUCUUACUCCUGGGGGUCUUACAACACUUUCAGCUACUAGACCCCUUCUCCAAUUACUUUUGGCAACAGCAUCUAUUUCAGUAAAAUAUAUACAAAGGAAGCCUGCCUUCCUUAAUACCCUAGAAUGAUGAGCCUGGCCAAAAGGAAAUACAUGACUGCCUCUCAAAGUAAUGUAUUCUAGUACUUGGUUUACAGAAAAUGUUUACUACUAGGGGAAAUGUUAUAACUUGCUGCUUACUAAAAAAGACUGAAGGUUCUGUUUUUACAAGAUGUUUUUGCUUACAACUCUAGCUGUGAAUGUAUACAAGGCAGUCCCUCUUUUCUGUUACCAUUGUACGUAAACUAUGUAUUGUGUUAAUAUUUAGAAACAAUAAAAUUCUCAUAAUUUCCCUUUUCA